This is a messenger RNA of Dipodomys ordii (Ord's kangaroo rat), 6200 nucleotides long. It is a transcript of the gene Tp53bp1, whose product is annotated as tumor protein p53 binding protein 1. The coding region runs from base 87 to 6005 and encodes 1972 amino acids. The transcript has 28 exons. Gene Ontology annotation, cellular component: nucleus. Gene Ontology annotation, biological process: positive regulation of transcription by RNA polymerase II; DNA damage checkpoint signaling. Gene Ontology annotation, molecular function: histone binding. NCBI's taxonomy places the organism in Eukaryota, Metazoa, Chordata, Mammalia, Rodentia, Heteromyidae. The record is from RefSeq and is a predicted model, not a curated record.
UCCCGGGGAACGAGCUGGAGGGGCUUGGAGAACGGUGCCCAGACCUCUAGCUCGAGGCGCGAGGGGGCCCCCCGGCCCGCGCCGGAAUGCCUGGGGAGCAGAUGGACCCUACUGGAAGUCAGUUGGAUUCAGAUUUCUCUCAGCAAGAUACUCCUUGCCUGAUAAUUGAAGAUUCGCAGCCCGAAAGCCAGGUUCUAGAUGAUGAGUCUGCUUCCCACUUCACUAUGCUGUCCCGACACCUUCCAAAUCUACAAAUGCACAAAGAGAACCCUGUGUUGGAUGUUGGGUCCAAUCCAGAGCAAACAUCUGCAGAACCACAAGAAGACAGUAAUAGUGGGUUCAGGGAACAGUUGAGAGAAAACAAAUCUGAAGGUCCUGUGGAUUCUUCACAUUUAGAAACAAGUGGUUCCCUCAGUCAGGUCAUUGACCAGUUACCUCAGCCAAAUAGGACAAGCAGUGUUCUGGGAAUGGCAGUGGAGUCUGGUCCUGCAGUGGAGGAAGAGAAGGAAGAGUUGGAAGACCUGGAGAAAGAAGCGGAGGAAGAACAUCCUCUGGACCAAACCACACGCUCCUUUUGUGCUGAAGAUUCCGCUUCAUCACAGAUGGGCUUUGGGGUUCUGGAACUCUCCCAGAGUCAGGAUGUUGAGGAACAGACCGUCCCAUAUGAAAUAGUCCAAGAGCAUCUUGAGCCAAUCACUACCAACGCUGGCCACAUGCUGUCUGAAGUGGAUGCAAAUGAUGCAGUUAAACUUGAAGAACAGUCUAGGGAAGAGAUUGCCGUGUCAGAGCAGCCCAGCAAAGACAUCCUUGUGAUUCCACAGCCUAGUAAAAGUGUGUAUGCGCUCGAAGAGCACGGUUCACCACCUGCCAGGCCAGAAGACAUGCCUUCUAGUCCUCAAGUGUCCCUUGCUGCUAUAGAAACAAAAGAACAUACGUCUGCCCAAGAACUGCUGCCAAGUGGACUGCAGAUUCGGAAGUCACCAGAGCCUGAGAUUUUGUCAACUCAGGAAGACUUAUUUGACCAGAGCAAUAAAACAGCUUCUGAUGGUUGCUCCACUCCUUCAAGAGAGGAAGCUGGAUGUUCUCUGGCUUCCACACCUGCAACCACUCUGCACCUCCUGCAGCUCUCUGGUCAGAGGUCUUCCAUUGUUCAGGAGAGCCUUUCCACGAAUUCAUCAGAUCUUGUUGCUCCUUCCCCCGAUGUUUUCCGACCUACCCCUUUGAUCGUUCCUAGCAGUCCUACAGAGCAAGAAGGGAGAAAAGAUGAGCCUAUGGACAUGUCAGUGUUACCUGAAGGACGAAGUGAGUCUUUUCAGCAGAAACCUGAUCGUGAUGAAGCAGUAGAAGUAGAAAACCCUCCUCUCCCACUUGAGCCUACAAUACUACCACAAGCCUCGACGCCAGUGUGUCAGAGCACACCAGUGUUCACUCCUGGGUCGCUUUCUAUUCCAUCUCAGCCUGAGUUUUCUCAUGACAUUUUCAUUGCAUCACCAAGUUUGGAAGAACAAGCAAAUGAUGGGAAGAAAGGUGGAGAUUUGCAUAGUUCAUCUUUGACUGUUGAAUGUUCUAAAACUUCAGAGGAACCAAAGAAUUCCACACUGGAUCUUGGGCUUUCUUUGACAGGAGAGUCUUGCAAAUUGAUGCUUUCUACAAGUGAGUGUAGUCAGUCCCCAAAGAUGGAGAGCUUGAGUUCUCCUAAGAUUGAUGAAGAUGGUGAAAACACUCAGAUUGAAGAUACUGAACCCUUGUCUCCAGUUCUCAGUUCUAAGCUUGUUCCUGCUGAAAAUGAUAGUAUCUUGGUGGAGCCAGCACAAGAUGGCCAAGUAGAACUGAGUCAGAAUGAUGACAAAACAAAAGGAGAUGACCCAGAGAACAGAGAUGAUAUUAGUAUAUUAGCUGCUGGUUGUAAAGACCGAGAAGAGACCGUAGCAGAGGAUGUCUGUAUUGAUCUCACUUGUGAUUCAGGGAGUCAGGCAGUUCCUUCUCCAGCUACUCGAUCUGAAGCACUUUCUAGUGUUUUGGAUCAGGAGGAAGCUAUGGAAAUUAAAGACCACCAUCCAGAGGAGGGGUCUUCAGGGUCUGAGGUCGAAGAAAUUCCUGAGACUCCUUGUGAAAGUCAUGGAGAAGGGCCUAAAGAAGAAAACCUGGAGAGUGUCCCAUUACACCUUUCUCUGACUGAAACUCAGCCCCAAACAUUGUGUCUUGAAAAGGAAAUCUCCAAACCAGAAUGUCCAGAAGCUAUGGAAAUUGAAACCAGUGUGAUUAGUAUUGAUUCUCCCCAAAAAUUGCCGGUACUUGACCAAGAAUUAGUGCAUAAGGAUCCAGAAGCUUGGGAAGAAGCUACUUCAGAGGACUCCAGUGUUGUCAUCGUAGAUGUGAAGGAGCCAUCUCCAAGAGGUGAUGUUUCUUGUGAACCAUUGGAGGGAGUAGAGAAAUGUUCAGAUUCCCAGUCAUGGGAGGAUGUUGCUCCAGAGAUAGAACCAUGUGCUGAGAAUAGAUUAGAUCUCCAGGAAGAAAGGAAUAUGGAAUAUGAGUGUGACUUGAAAUCAGUGACUGCAGAAAAGGAAGCUGAAGAAGAAAAUUCUCCACAGCCUCCCUUGCCUUUAGUGAAAGCAGAUGAACCUCCCACAGCUGAUCCGGAGUUGCAGCAGCCCCAGCCUCCAGAGAAAGCAGAGAACUCAUUAACAGAAGAUUUAAAAGUGGCCAAUGCCAAGCUGCUAGGCUCAGGUGUAGCAGAGCAGCAGCUUGAAAAGGCCCCUGACCGUGGCUCACAAAGCUUCUGUGAAAGUUCAAGUGAAACCCCAUUUCAUUUUACUUUGCCUAAAGAAGGUGAUAUUAUUCCACCAUUGACUGGCGCAACCCCACCUCUUAUUGGGCACCUAAAAUUGGAGCCCAAGAGACAUAGUACUCCUAUUGAUAUUAGCAACUAUCCAGAAAGCACCAUAGCAACCAGUGAUGUUAUGUCUGAAAGCAUGGUGGAGACCAACGAUCCCAUACUUACAAGUGAAAAAGGGGAUUCUGGGUCUGUCCCAGAAAUGGAUGAUAAACUCUGUCUAAGAAUGAAACUGGUUAGUCCUGAGACAGAGGCAAGUGAAGAGUCUUUGCAGUUUAGUCUGGAAAAGCCAGUAACUAGUGAAAGAAAAAAUGGAUCUGCUGCUCUUGCUGAGGCUGUUGCCAGUCCCCAGAAGACUAUGUCAGUGUUGAGCUGCAUCCGUGAAGCCCAGCGAGCGGAUGAGGCUGGAGGUGAGGAGGGCUGUGCUGCGCCCGCUGGGGGGAACUACCUUGAUUUUCCUAGUACUCAGGAAGAGGAGAAAAAGAAAUUGGAUGGUGACCAAAGGACCAGGCAGAGUGAGCAGCCUGUGGGGCCCAUCGGUUCUGUCAAGGCUCCUGCUGCUGCCGCUCCACACCAGAGAGCCGCGCACGAGCCAGCCAGCCCUGGAGGAGAAGCGAUGGAGACAGAUGUGCGAGAAGGCCACGGAGAAGGAUGGAGUGUCAAUCAGGAAAAACCCAGUAAGGUCUUGAUUGAAAGGCCUGCCCAAAAUAACAUAGGAAUCCAGACUGUGGAACAUUGCCUGUUUGCCCCAGAAACUGUUUCAGCAGCAACUCAGACUGUAAAGAAUGUCUGUGAGCAAGGGACCAGUACAGUGGACCAGAACUCGGGAAAACAAGAUGCCACCGUACAGACUGAGAGGGGGACUGGUGAGAAACCAGCCAGUGCUCCUGGAGAUGAAACAGAGUCUCUCCAUAGUCAGGGAGAAGAAGAGUUUGAUAUGCCUCAGCCUCCGCACGGACAUGUCUUGCACCGUCACAUGAGAACAAUCCGCGAAGUGCGCACGCUUGUCACCCGUGUUAUCACAGACGUGUAUUACGUGGAUGGAACAGAAGUAGAAAGGAAAGUAACUGAGGAAACGGAGGAGCCAAUUGUAGAAUGUCAGGAGUGUGAAGCUGAAGUUUGCCCCUCGCACACAGGGGGCUCCUCGGGUGACCUGGGCGAUAUCAGCUCCUUCUCCUCCAAGGCCUCCAGCUUGCACCGCACGUCCAGCGGGACGAGUCUCUCGGCCAUGCACAGCAGUGGCAGCUCGGGGAGAGGAGCCGGACCACUCAGAGGGAAAAGCAGCGCGACGGAGCCCACAGAUUUUGCCUUCCCCAGCUCCCGAGGAGGCCCAGGAAAACUGAGCCCUAGAAAAGGGGUUAGUCAGACGGGGGCACCGGUAUGCGAGGAGGACGGCGAUGGCAUCAGACAGGGAGGGAAGGCUCCAGUCACGCCGCGCGGGCGCGGGCGCAGAGGCCGCCCACCAUCUCGGACCACUGGAACCAGAGAAACAGUUGUGUCUGGCCCACUGGGCAUAGAGGAUAUUUCGCCUAGCAUGUCUCCAGAUGACAAAUCCUUCACCCGAAUUGUGCCCCGGGUCCCAGACGCUAAUAGAAGAGCAGAUGUGGGUGCUAGCACUUUGCGGCGUAGCGACUCGCCAGAGAUUCCUUUCCAAACCGCUGCCAGCUCUGCAGAUGGCGUCGAUGCUUCCUCGCCAGGAAGCAGCUUCGUAGGGCUCCGUGUUGUGGCCAAGUGGUCAUCCAAUGGCUACUUUUACUCUGGAAAAAUUACUCGAGAUGUUGGAGCUGGGAAGUAUAAAUUACUCUUUGACGAUGGGUAUGAGUGUGAUGUGUUGGGCAAAGACAUUCUUCUUUGUGAUCCCAUCCCACUGGAUACUGAAGUGACAGCCCUCUCGGAGGAUGAGUAUUUCAGUGCAGGAGUGGUGAAAGGACAUAGGAAGGAGUCUGGGGAGCUGUACUACAGCAUUGAAAAAGAAGGCCAAAGGAAGUGGUAUAAGCGAAUGGCUGUUAUCCUGUCCUUGGAGCAAGGAAACAGACUGAGAGAGCAGUAUGGGCUUGGUCCUUAUGAGGCAGUGACGCCGCUCACAAAGGCAGCAGAUAUCAGCUUAGACAAUUUGGUGGAAGGAAAACGGAAACGGCGCAGCAACAUCAGCUCCCCGGCCACCCCCACCGCCUCCGGCAGCAGCAGCAGCACAACCCCUACCCGCAAGGUCGCCGAAAGUCCCAGAGCCUCUUCCGGAGUUCCCUCAGGCAAAAGGAAACUUAUUACUUCUGAAGAGGAAAGGUCCCCUGCCAAGCGAGGCCGCAAGUCUACCACUGUGAAGCCUGGUGCCGUGGGGGCUGGAGACUUUGUGAGCCCCUGUGAGAGUGGAGACAACACAGGUGAACCUUCUGUCCUAGAAGAGCAGAGAGGACCUUUGCCCCUCAACAAAACCUUGUUUCUUGGCUAUGCUUUUCUCCUCACUAUGGCCACAACCAGUGACAAGUUGGCCAGCCGCUCUAAACUGCCCGAUGGCCCCACAGGAAGCAGCGAGGAAGAGGAAGAGUUUUUAGAAAUUCCACCUUUCAACAAGCAGUACACAGAAUCCCAGCUUCGUGCAGGAGCUGGCUAUAUACUCGAAGACUUCAAUGAAGCCCAGUGUAACACAGCCUACCAAUGUCUCCUAAUUGCUGAUCAGCAUUGUCGAACCCGAAAGUACUUCCUGUGCCUUGCCAGUGGGAUUCCGUGUGUGUCUCAUGUCUGGGUCCAUGACAGCUGCCAUGCCAACCAGCUCCAGAACUACCGUAAUUAUCUCUUGCCAGCUGGUUACAGCCUUGAAGAGCAAAGAAUUCUAGAUUGGCAACCCCGUGAAAAUCCUUUCCACAAUCUGAAGGUACUGUUGGUGUCAGACCAACAGCAGAAUUUCCUGGAGCUCUGGUCUGAGAUCCUCAUGACUGGUGGGGCAGCCUCCGUGAAGCAGCACCAUUCAAGUGCCCAUAACAAAGACAUUGCUUUAGGAGUGUUUGAUGUGGUAGUGACGGACCCGUCAUGUCCAGCCUCGGUGCUGAAAUGUGCUGAAGCGUUGCAGCUGCCGGUGGUCUCACAAGAGUGGGUGAUCCAGUGCCUCAUUGUUGGGGAGAGAAUUGGAUUCAAGCAGCAUCCAAAAUAUAAACACGAUUAUGUUUCUCACUGAAGGUAUUUGGUCUUACCAGUUUCAUUCCUUGCUAUUAUUGUGAGAUUGUCCUUUAACCGGGUUUUAAAUGUGUCUUUUAAUCAGGUUUUAACUGUGUCUUGUGUGUAACUGGAUUCUUUGCAUGGAUCUUGUACAUAGUUUUAUUUGCUGGACUUUUAUGAUAAAAUAAAUGUUGAAUCUCUUUGGUUGUAGUAA